CUCCCGAGAGAGCAUACUGUCACCUACUAUCAGUUCGCUAUGCACGCCCGAGAGAGAGAGAGAGAGGGAGAGAGCGAUCGGCCCAUGGCUUCCCUUCGGUUCAACAAGCAAAUCAUCCCAAGUUACACAGACCCCAUGGUCCGAAAUCUCUAGAACUGGAAAAAACCCUAAUACAUGAAAAAGUUCAACUGCUUUCUGCCCGCCCUAAGCCAUGGAUUCCAAUCUCCUGGAAAGCUUUCUCUGUCUACAAUUUCAUCUCCGGACUGUUCUCUCAUGCCUCCUGUUCCAUUAUCGGCAGAACCCAUUCCAUCUUCUGAUACUAUCGAUUUGGAAGGAUUCAAAUCUAGGGUUUGUCACAGUAUAAGCAAACAACACUGGACUGCGCUGAAACGCGAAAUUGGAGAUUUGGGUUAUCAUAAACUGCUCGAGUUUUUGUUUCAAUGGAACGUGGACGAAGAAUUGUUGCUUAGGUUUUUCAAAUGGUCCGAAAAGGAAAACGGGUCCCCCCAUAACCUUGAAUUUUGUUGCAGGCUUCUUCACUUGUUGUCAAAUGCCAAAAAGUAUGACAAAAUUAGGUCGCUUCUACAUUCCAUGGUUAACAGAGAGAAUGACUCUUCUUGCUCUGUGAUUUUCCAUGCUCUCACGGUUUCGAGCGAUCGCCCAAAAUUCAAUCCAGUUAUUGCAGAUAUGUUAGUUUCUGCGUAUGCAAAGAACUCUAGGAUUGAUAUGGCCGUGGAAGCCUUCAAAAGAUCGGGAGAUUAUGGAAUUCGGCUCUCCGUUUUGUCCUGUAAUUCUCUACUGAAUGAGCUGGUAAAAUCAAAUGAUAUCAAAACCCUAGAAUUGGUUUACAAAGAGACGAUUAGGAGGAGAAUUCCAUUGAAUCAUGUCAGUUUCAACACUGUAAUUCAUGGCGUCUGCAAAGCUGGGAAGCUGAGAAAAGCAGUUGAUUUGGCAGCUGAUAUGGAGUCAUGGGGUUGCUCUCCGAAUGUAAUUACAUAUAAUACCCUCAUCGACGGGCAUUGUAAGAUGGGAAAAAUUGGGAAGAUGUAUAAAGCUGAGUCUCUUCUCAAAGAGAUGGUCACAAAUAGGAUCUCUCCCACUCAAGUUACUUUCAACAUUUUGAUUGAUGGGUAUUGCAAAGAUGGGAAUAGUUUGGCUGCAUUAAGAGUGUUCGAUGAAAUGAAGAAGAAGGGUUUUUCUCCGAAUGCUAUAACUUACAAUUCAUUGAUCAAUGGGCUGUCUAAAGAAGGCAAAAUUGAGGAAGCUCUAGACUUAAAUACCCAAAUGCAAGGUUGUAAUGUCCAGCCCACAAUUGUUACAUAUAAUGAGCUUAUUUAUGGGUUUUGUAGAGUGGGUAAAAUGAUAGAAGCCAAGAACGUGCUAGAUGAGGUUAUAGAGAAGGGUCUGGCUCCUAGUCUUGUAACAUAUAAUUCUCUAAUUGAUGGGUAUUGUAAGUUGGGCAAAAUGGAGGAAGCUCUCGAGUUACAAGCCAAAAUGUCUCAAAGAGGUUUGUGCUGUGAUGUUUCAACUUACAAUUCUCUUAUUGCAGGCUUUUGCAGGGCCGGGAAUACGAAAGGGGCGAGUAGGUUGCUUGAUGAAAUGGGAGAGAACAACAUUCAAGCUGAUGUGAUAACAUAUAACAUAUUAAUCGGUGAAUUAUGCAGGCGAGGAGAGUCUAGGAAGGCCCUCAAACUCUUGGAUGAAAUGUCGGAGUUGGGUGUGGACCCAAAACAUGUCACUUACAAUAUUUUGAUGGAUGGGUUUUGUGAAGAGGGGAAUUUAAGGGUGGCUUUAAGUCUGAGAGAGAGAAUGGAGAGAGGAGGCAGAAAAGCGAAUGUCGCGACAUAUAAUGUGUUGAUCAAGGGUCUUUGCAGGAAAGGAAAAAUGGAAGAAGCAAAUAGGCUUUUGAAUGAACUGUUGGAGAAAGGUUUGGUUCCAAACCAUGUGACCUAUGAUUUAGUUAGGGAUGAGAUGAUAGAAAAGGGAUUCAUGCCAGACAUUGAAGGACAUCUUUAUGAUGUUGUUCAAUAGAUCGAUAAUGCAGAUCAAGCUGAAAAAUUCAUUUCUAACAUAUAUUGAAAUGGUAAGAAUGGUUAACAUGUUCCAUUCAUUUACCUAUCCAAGUAUUUGGGGUGGGUCACCAACUCAUGCCUCUGCCCUAAGUUUAAAGGGUUUUAGGACCUGAAGCCUCAUCACUCUAAACUACCACAAACCGUUUCAUCCUCAGAUCCAUGAAUUUGGAGAUCUAUAAACACUGCAAAUCUGAUGAUCUUGGACGUUUGAAGUUGCAACAAUUGAAUUGAACGGUCCAAUAAAAGGGCAUGAGGGCCAGUUUUCAAGGCUCAAAAUCCUUUUGCUAUUUUUGGAUUCAUUGUUGUGGUGGCCGAGAUACAUAGAUUGCGAUUGCGAAAUUUGGAUCCAAAAUCCACUUUCGGCAUGGAUCUUGGACGGUGCACGAAGUUGAAUAGGUGGCCUGAAGAUGGCGUCAAAAGCCCACCAUUUAUUCAUUUGUUUUUUCUGAUGUACUGCUUCCUUUGUCCAGGGUUUUUCUAUUAUAAAUUCUUCCAUUCUUGACCUGAUUUGGAUCUAUAUAAUAGUCUUGACAGAUGUAAUUUUUUUAA
Messenger RNA from Amborella trichopoda, 2621 nucleotides. RefSeq names its product Pentatricopeptide repeat (PPR-like) superfamily protein. The record is from RefSeq and is a predicted model, not a curated record. NCBI's taxonomy places the organism in Eukaryota, Viridiplantae, Streptophyta, Magnoliopsida, Amborellales, Amborellaceae. Gene Ontology annotation, molecular function: protein binding.